AUGGCUACGAUUAACGAAAAGUUCCCAAUCGACCUCGCUAAAUAUCAAAAAAUCAAGCUCGACGCGACAAAUCCAAAACUUACCGAUGAGCAACGAAAUGCUCUCAAAGCCAACAUUCAGCUGCUUCGUGACGUGAUCGUGUUUUUUACUGCGACUGGAGCUGCACGAGGUGUUAGUGGACAUACUGGUGGUGCCUAUGACACUGUGCCAGAAGUCUGUUUGCUGCUUUCCUUGAUUGAGGGCAAUCCUGAGAAGUAUGUCAAUAUCCUUUUCGACGAAGCUGGUCACCGUGUUGCAACACAGUACUUGCUCGCUGCACUUGAUGGCCAUCUACCCCCAGAACACUUGCUCAACUACCGUGCAGCCAACUCCAAACUCCCUGGCCACCCCGAGUUGGGCUUGACACCCGGAGUCAAAUUCUCGUCAGGCCGACUCGGACAUAUGUGGCCCUUGGUAAAUGGUGUUGCUUUGGCCAAUAGGGAGAAGGUAGUUUUCUGUCUGGGAUCUGAUGGUUCCCAACAAGAAGGCAAUGACGCGGAAGCCGCGCGGCUCGCUGUUGCUCAAGGCCUGAAGGUCAAGUUGUUCAUUGACGACAACGAUGUGACCAUUGCUGGUCAUCCCUCCGAGUACUUGAAGGGCUACGACGUGCAGAGGACUCUCGAGGGUCAUGGAUUGAAGGUCGUCAAGGUCGACGGAGAAAAUCUCGACGCUUUGUGGGAGGCCGUCAGUACCACCGUCAGCUACGAUGGUCCUUCUGCAGUCGUCUCCAAGCGUAAAAUGGCUCCAGGUAUUGCCGAAAUCGAGGGCACAACCCAUGGACACGAUGUCAUUCCUGUCAAAGCGGCUCUCAAGUACUUUGAAGGGAAACCUUACUCUGGUAUCGCUGACAUCCUCAAUAGCAUCAAGCCGAACCCGCAGCCCUAUCUAUACAUCGGAUCUACGAAGGAAGUCGCUGCCAACCGUGUGGUCUUUGGGGAGGCCGUCAACGGUGUUCUCGACAAGCUUAGCAAAGAAGAGUCCGCGAGACGCGUCUUGGUUAUUGAUAGUGACCUCGAGGGUUCUACAGGAAUUAAGGCGAUUCACCAGAAGCACCCUGAAGUCUUUGUCCCCUCCGGUAUCAUGGAACGAGGGAACUUUAGUGCUGCGGCAGGUUUCGGUUUCGACAAGGAGAAGACUGGUGUCUUCUCGACUUUCUCGGCUUUCCUCGAGAUGAUUAUCUCUGAAGUAACAAUGGCCCGCUUGAACAAUUGUAACGUUCUUUGCCACUUCUCGCAUUCGGGAGUUGACGAAAUGGCUGACAACACUUGCCACUUUGGUAUCAACUCCAUGUUCGCUGACAACGGUCUCGACGAUGUGGAAACGUUCCUCUACUUCCCUGGCGACCCCUUACAGAUGACCGCCAUUAUCAACCGUGUCUUCUUUGAGCGAGGAGUUCGAUUUGUUUUCAGUAAUCGUUCCAAGAUCCCAUACAUCUUGAAAGAAGAUGGCAAGACUAGGUUCUUCGAGGACAACUACGAGUUCAUUCCUGGCAAGGAUGAGGUCAUUGUUGAAGGCAAAGCCGGAUAUGUGGUGACAUUUGGUGACAUGCUCUACCGAUCAUACGAUGCCGUUUUGCGAUGCAGGGAGCAAGGUUUGGAUGUCGGUCUUGUCAAUAAGCCGACAUUGAACAUUAUUGACGAAGAGGCCAUCCGCAAGGUCGGCUCGAGUCCAUUCGUCCUUGUCGUUGAGUCAUUCAACAGAAAGACUGGGCUCGGAUCGAAAUACGGCACAUGGCUCCUGGAGCGUUCGCUCACACCCAAGUACGAUUACAUGGGUACUCACAAAGAAGGAUCGGGAGGUCUUUGGGAACAAAAUCACCAUCAAGGCCUUGACCCGCAAGGUAUCAUUGCCAAGAUCAAGACGCUGCAUCAGGGCUCUCGCAAGUAA
Marasmius oreades (fairy-ring Marasmius) is the source of this 1926-nucleotide messenger RNA. RefSeq lists its product as uncharacterized. Gene Ontology annotation, molecular function: catalytic activity. The transcript has 10 exons. NCBI's taxonomy places the organism in Eukaryota, Fungi, Basidiomycota, Agaricomycetes, Agaricales, Marasmiaceae. The record is from RefSeq and is a predicted model, not a curated record. The coding region runs from base 1 to 1926 and encodes 641 amino acids.